AUGAAUAGUGACAAUGAGGGGCUGAUGGCGAGAGAGAAAGAGAAAGAGGAGAGAACUGAGGUUGAUGAUGUUGCAGAAAUGGGGGGGACCAUUAUCCAAGCCAAGCCCAAUCUAAACAUCUCAAUCCCUCAAUCUGACCCCAAAAAAACGUACUCUCUCUCUGCUGGGGUUUGUCACGCCGCCGUCGCUGGUGUUCCCCAUUGCCGCCGUUGCCGGGGUUCAGCCGCUCCGUCGCUGUUGGACCAACCCUCUGCUGCUCCCCUCAUCUUCUCUAUGCAUCUGCAGGCUUUCUCUUCACCGUCGCGGGGCCUAGGCUCUGGCUCCUCUUCCGUCACACUAUGUUCUGCUGCGCCGCCAUCGCUAGAGUUUCAACCGCUCCGUCGUUGUUGGGCAAGGGUUUCAUUGCUCCCCCAUCAUUGUUGUACAUCUGCUCUGUCUCUACUAUCGUUGGCAAAGCUACUGGAGGAUCAGAACAAUAUCGAAGCAAGCCUAAGCGUACAAUCCGAGGACCGGAAGGAUAUGGCAGAAUACUGCCAAAGCAGAAGAGAAGAAAAUAGGAAUGCAAUCAAAUGAUACUAAAGAAGAUAACAUAGUCUAUCUUACAAAGCAACUUGCUCUAAAUUCUUUUUGCAAAAACAAGUCUUCAAAUAGCUAGAUUAUUACGAUAACAAAAGCUAGUUUCUUAUUUAUUUCUUUAUUUUUGGUGUCAUAUCCCUUUGUUCAAUGUUCACGAGUAUCUCUGUGAUUUUGUCUAAUUAAAUUGUGUUAUACCUAUAAUCAUAUUAAGAUUA
Arachis duranensis is the source of this 791-nucleotide messenger RNA. RefSeq lists its product as uncharacterized. The coding region runs from base 1 to 573 and encodes 190 amino acids. The transcript has 4 exons. Lineage: Eukaryota; Viridiplantae; Streptophyta; Magnoliopsida; Fabales; Fabaceae. The record is from RefSeq and is a predicted model, not a curated record.